This is a messenger RNA of Paramacrobiotus metropolitanus, 2157 nucleotides long. RefSeq names its product D(1) dopamine receptor-like. NCBI's taxonomy places the organism in Eukaryota, Metazoa, Tardigrada, Eutardigrada, Parachela, Macrobiotidae. Gene Ontology annotation, cellular component: membrane. Gene Ontology annotation, molecular function: G protein-coupled peptide receptor activity. The transcript has 2 exons. The record is from RefSeq and is a predicted model, not a curated record. Bases 610 to 1713 code for a protein of 367 amino acids. Gene Ontology annotation, biological process: neuropeptide signaling pathway.
UUGUUAGUUUGCUUAACGCCGCCGCCGGCCGUGGAAUUAGACGGUGUGCGGUGGUUUUAAUGGGCUCCUGCCGGGCAUAAUUUGUUGGAGGUUAAUGGAGGGACCCACUGUGGUGCCAGCGCGUGCCGUGCAUUUGCUCGGUCUCGGUGUAUUUUUAUCGCCCAUCUGUGUGUCGAGCACGGGGAAGAUGUUUUCGCAGCGGAGAUAAAUCUUAUCGUGAUUGUACUCAGACGCCGGUCUGUCCGUUCACGCUGCAGCACGCACGGUGCUGGCGGCCCGGCAGUGUGAGGCAGUGUGAUGCUGAUUUCCCCACAUUCCGUAGUUUCGACGUUACACCGCGCAUCUUUUACAUCCUUUUAACCUUUGCACCGUCAUUUCUUUACACUUAUGCAAGCUCUAUGCAACUGUGGUUUUACUCUCCUAUUCUUCCGAAAGCGCAGACUGUCCAGGUAAAAGGUUUUAUUCUUUCUCGCCUCGCUUAGAAUGUGUUUUCUCCUGGAAACAUUUCACCAGAGUGUAAGUGAACCUUGACUGGGCGUUGAUCGCUUUUUAUAACGCCAAGGGUCGAACAGUAUAACGGUCGUUAAAAAACCUUUAAAAAAAUUAAUCAUGAACAGCCUUAUCGAAUCCCACUUCGAUUUAUCCGUUCACAUUAUGUUGCUGCCGACCAAUUCCAUCUUCAUUACCAACACUACCAUCGCCGUCCACCAGCCGCAAUGGACCAUCCAACUAGCAUUCCACAGUGUUGUCCUCGUCCUGUCGCUGCUCUUCAACACGGUCGUCUUGUUGGAUUUCAUCCGCAUUCCGGCACGCGUUACCGCCUUCACUGUGUACCUAGUUGCUCUCCUCAUCAGCAACAUUCUGUAUCUGUCCGCGGUGACGCUGCCGGAAUUCUCCACGCAGCUGUACGGGUACUGGUUAUUCGGUUACUCCAUGUGCCGGCUGCAUAAUUACUGUAAAGUGGUGUGGUCCGGCAUCCAGACCAUGAUGCAUCUGACCAUUGCGGUCAAUCGGUUGUGGGCCAUUUCCUCUCCGAUGAAUUAUAAGUUACAUCAUACGCGCAGAAUGGCGCUGGUGGUGUGCGGUGUGGGAGUGGUGCUGGCGCACGCCGGUGGACUGCCCAGCGUCAUCAUGGAUGCGAUGUGGGCGGCGUCUGCCAAGUGGAUGCGCGUAUGCCCCUUGAAUUUUGCGAUGUUACCGUUCGGCGUGAUCCUCUUGGACUGGAGCGCGCUGCACGCGGUCCCCACUGGCUUCAUCUUGGCCACAUAUCUCUUCGUCAUAAGUAAUCGCAUCAAAAAUCGCGGCCUCCACCACCUCCACGCCGAACAGCGCGCGCCGCUGUCCAAAGCCGCCUCCGGCAGCGGGACACGCCCACGUCGCAAGGACGCCGUGCGCCCGUCCAUGAUUCUCUCCUUGACUGUGGCCAGUAUCUGUGUGUGCUGGGUGCCGGCCCUCAUCAUCUUCACCACAGCAUGGGUAUCAUGGAUUCCGGCGGGAGUGUCGCAGACGUACUUUGUGGUGGCCGUAGCCAUGUACUCAAUGCAGGCGCUGUUUGACCCGCUGCUGUUUGCGUUCUGCCUGUAUCUGGAGCAGUUCCGUCGCUACUGGGCGUCGCGAGCGCUGGAACGCGAACAGGGCACGGCGAUCUCGCGGUCCCUGCUGUCGGUCUAUGAGACGCCAGGGGAAAUGAACGGGCGCAGUGAGAAGCGAUAGCUGGCGCUGCAAGCAUCGUCGCAGUACACCUAAGUCUUUUGAAUUCGCUUCUUUUUCUCAGAGAUUGGUGAUAGGCUGUUCAGGAAUUGUGUCUAAGGUUUCUGAUGAAAAUCGAAAGUUGUUUGCUUGAUAAUCAUAAGGCAAAUGUUCAGUAGACUCGUCAGACGCUUUUUGUCAUAUAUAGUUCCACAAAAGCGAAUAUGUUUUUACUGCUAUGAUACUAUCUUUUCGUUUUUCGGUGCUGGCUAGUGUUGUUAGUUAGCAGAUUUGAUAGAUUGAACUUGUUUAACUAUUUUGCCGAUUCAGUUUUGUAUGGAUGCACCAACAGUGUUCGCAUGUUUACCCAUCGAAGCACUACCCUAGAAAUCCCUGCUGACAGGCUAGGCCUGUUUUUCAUACAUUGCGGUUAGGCAAGCAUAAGAAUAUUAAUAUUUUAAUACCCAC